AUGGAGCCAUCCAAGCUUGGCAGCAGCAGCAUGGGCUGGAGAGGAAUCAUCUUCCUGAUUAUUGGCUGGAGCUCAAGGUUCAACAGGAGCGAGCAUCGACAUUCUGACACAUCUCACACGCACACUGCUUUCCCUCGGCCAAUGGCGGCCCCUCCGUCGCUGAAAAAUAACUACAGUCUUAAAUUGAACGGGCGUAAGAGAAGCAGCAUGAUGCGCACGAGGGAUCCAACCUGGGCCGGGAGUGGACCAAGGGGGGUCGCGGAGGCCGGACAAGCAACGGAAUACGAGAAACAACCAAAAAUCGCUAUUAUUCUUGUUGGACCAAAACGGAUGGAAGGGCACGUGGUGCCAAGAAAGCUUGGCCUCUCUCCGGCCGGCGUUGCAGCACGUGCCCCCAUCGCGCCCUCUCAUUCCUCCGUCCAGAUGCACCAUCUGCAUGCGCUGCUGUCCAAUCCCCUUUGA
This is a messenger RNA of Aspergillus niger, 462 nucleotides long. RefSeq lists its product as hypothetical. The record is from RefSeq and is a predicted model, not a curated record. Lineage: Eukaryota; Fungi; Ascomycota; Eurotiomycetes; Eurotiales; Aspergillaceae. The transcript has 2 exons. The coding region runs from base 1 to 462 and encodes 153 amino acids.